AUGAAAUAAUCAAUAAAUGAGUGACUAGUUCACGGGCUGAUCAGUUGUUAUAAAAUGCCUCAAUAUUGAAUAAUAAGUAAUAAUUUAAAAUUAAACAAUACUAGUUUUUUCAUUUGCAUACAAAUAUUAAAUUUAUAUUUUUUUUCGUAAGUAAUUUGAAAUUGAUAAAAUUUAACAGGCUCAGAUACUGUUUUGGACUUAAUUUCAAUAAGCGAUCAAAUAAAUAAAUUUUAUCAAGGCUCAAAAAUUUUAAUGGCAUAUGCCAAAACUAUCAUGCAUGGCCCUUAUAGUGAUCCCGACUUCUGCAAUGUCUGUUUCAUUCCUGCAUCGAAGUUUUUAAAAAGAAAUGAAAUGAGUCAUAUUUUACCAAAGUCAAUUAUGUUAAAAAAAAAAUUAUGCCACAACUUGUGCGAGCUAAGUCCGGUACAGAUGAUUUGGUUUCAUACAGCACAUAAACAUUUUGUUAGAAUUUAUGGACAAUUGUUUUUACGCAGAAAGCUUGUCCAGGAAGAAUUAUCUUGGAAUACAUAUUAUUCAUCAUUAAAUACAAAUUAUUUAAUCGAUAGAAAUAACCACUUCACAUGUAUAGAUAAUAAUAAUAGUAGAGAUAGUAAUGACAGUAACAAUAAUAAUAAUAAUAAUAAUAGAGAUGAUAAUAUUAUGAACGAUUUCGACAAUGAAGAUAUGGAAAUUGGCAAUAGAGAUUGGCUUGACAAUUUUUAUAUUUUAUCUAGAAUUUUUAUUCUCUUCAGCAUAAUUUAUUUCUAUUCUUCUCCUAUAAGAUUUUUGGUGGUCACCAUUUUGGGACUUUUGAUUUAUCUUUAUCAUAGCGGACUGCUUGGAGUUAUUCAAAAUGUCAAUAAUAAUAUCUAUCAUAAUGAAGAAGAGCAACAAAAUAGGAAUCCUGCAAACUUACUUCCUCAGCAUUAUCAAAAUCAGCGAGUAGAUGCAGACAUACGUCAACCUCACUUGAAUCCUGUCGAUGAACAUCAGCUGGAGUGGCCUAGAACUAUACGAGUUAUUUAUACAUUUUUCAGUUCAUUCUUUAUCUCUCUUAUUCCUGAUCAGCCAAAUAUAGUUUAGAUUGAAUGUCAAAUAAUAAAUUCGAAUAUUAAUACUAUUUCAAAUCUAUAAUGUUAUUUAUUUAAUUUUGAUAUGAAAAUAUAAAAAUAUUAGUAUAAUAUGAAUAUAUUACAUAAAAAUGAAUGAUAUUGUUUUCACACUACCAUUAAGGUAGAUAUCAUGGUCCGUUUUUUUAUAGUUUUAUUCCUAAUAGGCUUAAUCAAUUAAAGUAACAUAAAAAUUUUAUAUUACAAUAUUAUUAAGGAUAAUAUGUUUAUUUGGGUCUCGACAUACAUAAAUACAUAUAUGUCGAGAUAUUAUUAAUUUCAAAUCAUAGAGUAAACAAUUUUAGUAGAUGUAAUUUAACCUAUAAGGAAUACCACUGUAAAAACAUAUGCAAUGUUAUUUCUCUCAAUCCUGGGAUGGCAAUAAUAUCAUAU
Phymastichus coffea is the source of this 1502-nucleotide messenger RNA. It is a transcript of the gene Herp, whose product is annotated as homocysteine-responsive endoplasmic reticulum-resident ubiquitin-like domain member 2 protein. Bases 253 to 1083 code for a protein of 276 amino acids. The record is from RefSeq and is a predicted model, not a curated record. Gene Ontology annotation, biological process: endoplasmic reticulum unfolded protein response. The transcript has 4 exons. Lineage: Eukaryota; Metazoa; Arthropoda; Insecta; Hymenoptera; Eulophidae.